UUUCUCCAAGGGGGCUGCGAGUUGAAGGCCAUGAAUUUCGAAUUUGAGCGAGAGAUUGGCUUUAUCAAUAGUCAGCCAUCGCUCGCUGAGUGCCUGACAUCUUUUCCCCCUGUCGGUGAUACAUUUCAAAGUUCAUCAAUCAAGAACUCGGCGCUUUCACACUCGACACUGAUUCCUCCUCCUUUUGAGCAGACCAUCCCCAGCCUGAAACCGGGCAGCCACCCUCGCCACAGCAGCGGCAGCCGCCCCAAGCACAGCCCCAAUGGCAACAGCGGCAGCCCAGUGCCAGCCGGCGCCCUCCAGCCUCCGGAGUACCCCUGGAUGAAAGAGAAAAAGGCGUCCAAGAAAACCGCCCUGCCGCCGCCUGCUUCGGCCUCCGCCCCUGGACCAGCUUGCCUGAGCCACAAAGAAUCUCUGGAGAUCUCAGAAAAUGGUAAUGGGGGCUCCAGGAGACUAAGAACUGCGUACACCAACACACAGCUUUUGGAGCUGGAGAAGGAAUUUCAUUUCAACAAGUACCUCUGUAGACCAAGGAGGGUGGAGAUCGCCGCUCUCCUAGAUCUGACCGAGAGGCAAGUCAAAGUCUGGUUUCAAAAUAGGCGGAUGAAGCACAAGAGGCAGACCCAAUGCAAGGAGAAUCAGAACAGCGAAGGGAAAUGUAAAGGCUUGGAGGAUCCCGAAAAAGUCGAAGAGGAGGAGGAAGAGGAGGAAGAUGAGGAGGAAGAGGAGAAAUCUCUUUUUGAGCAAGCCCUCAACAAUGUCUCUGGCUCUCUUUUGGACAGGGAAAGCUACCCUUUUCAACAGAACGCCCUGGCUCAGCCGCAGGCGCCUCCAAGCCUCCACAAUGGAGGGUCCCAAACUUUUCCAGUUUCGCCUUUAACCAGCAAUGAGAAAAAUCUCAAACAUUUUCAGCACCAAUCACCCACUGUUCCCAACUGCCUCUCAACAAUGGGCCAGAACUGUGCAGCUGCCCUGAACAAUGGCAGUCCGGAGGCCCUGGAAGUCCCUUCUUUGCAGGACUUCAGCGUUUUCUCUGCAGAUUCCUGCCUACAGCUUUCUGACGCUGCUGUCUCCCCCAGUUUGCCAGGAUCCCUCGACAGUCCUGUAGAUAUUUCAGCCGACAGCUUUGAUUUUUUCUCAGAUACGCUCACCACAAUUGACUUGCAGCACCUGAAUUACUGAGAAAGCACAGACCUUCAUGCGCCAAGGGUUAUACCUUCUUUUUUUUCUUUUUGCCCCCCCUCCUUAAUUUUUAUUUUCCCUCCCCUCCCUUUGAUUUCUUUCUCUUUGUCUGCUAGUAUUUUCGAUUACCCUGAUGUUGGAGAACUACUUUGCCGUUUCCCUAUGGCAUUUUAGUUUUACCUAGUCACAUACUAGGUGACUAGGUAAAGCAUACUAUUAAAGCAAUAUAUAUGGCCUGUAAAAGAAAGUGAUCAUAUCAAAUGUGUAUCUUCACUUUCUUUUUAUUUUUGUAUUACAUUAGGGUGCGUUGUCAUAAGUAUUUUUGGUAGAAUAAAUUCUUGUUUACUACAAGCACCUUUUUAUCUCUCUCUUUCUCUCUCUCUUCAUGUAUAGCACAAGGAGUUGCCCCCUCCCCUCCUUUGGUCUGAAAUAAAGCCAAGAAAUUUGGUUACAGACCUCUCUUCUUUUUUUCUUGAAAAAAAAACAUUUAUUGGAAGAAAGCUGCUGAAAUCUUUUACCUCCUUUUCUCCCCCAUCCCCCAAAAUGGCAUUGUUACAAUUCUUCCCAUAACUUAGAAUAUCUUUGAUCCUUAUUAAAAAAGAAAGUAAGCAUUUCCUCCGUUUAAUACAUACCAUAUAUUAGAAUUAAAAUACACAAAAAUACUGCUUUAGUGCUAUUAAAAACUAUUAAAAACACUGUGAGUUUGUCUCUUGCACGCAUAUAUAUAUGAAAGAAAAAUAUUCUGCAAAAGGAAAAAAGCAAGGGCUCCUUAGGCGGAUUGCUGCAGUUAUGCAGACAGAUAAAAAUGUAUAUUUAUAUUAA
Molecule: messenger RNA, 2004 nt
Organism: Thamnophis elegans (Western terrestrial garter snake)
Lineage: Eukaryota; Metazoa; Chordata; Lepidosauria; Squamata; Natricidae
Gene: HOXA2
Product: homeobox A2
Exons: 2
Coding region: 31-1182 (383 amino acids)
Biological process (GO): regulation of DNA-templated transcription
Molecular function (GO): DNA binding; DNA-binding transcription factor activity, RNA polymerase II-specific
Source: RefSeq, a predicted model, not a curated record